GGGGUCACGUGGGGCUGCGCGCAAGGCUGCCGGGAGCCGACUGGGCCGCGGGCCGCGGUGCCGGCGCCCUCCUGGAGGGAUGGGGCUGCCGGGCGCGUAGGGGCCAUGCCGCCCGGGCCCCGGGCCUGCCGCGUUCCGCGCCCCGGCCGCCGCGCCCCGCGUCCGCGCCGGGAUGGUGAACCUGGCGGCCAUGGUGUGGCGCCGGCUUCUGCGGAAGAGGUGGGUGCUCGCCCUGGUCUUCGGGCUGUCGCUCGUCUACUUCCUCAGCAGCACCUUCAAGCAGGAGGAGAGGGCAGUGAGAGAUAGGAAUCUCCUCCAGGUUCAUGACCAUAAUCAGCCCAUCCCGUGGAAAGUGCAGUUUAACUUGGGCAAUAGCAGUCGUCCGAGCAAUCAGUGCCGCAACUCCAUUCAAGGGAAGCACCUCAUCACGGAUGAACUCGGCUACGUUUGCGAGAGGAAGGAUUUGCUGGUAAAUGGCUGCUGUAACGUCAACGUCCCUAGCACAAAGCAGUACUGCUGUGAUGGCUGCUGGCCCAACGGCUGCUGCAGCGCCUAUGAGUACUGUGUCUCCUGCUGCCUGCAGCCCAACAAGCAACUUCUCCUGGAGCGCUUCCUCAACCGGGCAGCUGUGGCAUUCCAGAACCUCUUCAUGGCAGUUGAAGAUCACUUUGAGUUGUGCCUGGCCAAAUGCAGGACCUCAUCCCAGAGCGUGCAGCAUGAGAACACCUACCGGGACCCCAUAGCGAAGUAUUGCUAUGGAGAAAGCCCGCCCGAGCUCUUCCCUGCUUGACGGGUGCAGCGGACUUGCUCCAGCCUGGGUGAGGAGGCCCCGCCGAAGAACUUGCCUCCUGGGACCCAGCUUCAGCCAAAGGGCCAGGCUGCAGGAAGAAGACAAAGGCAGCGCGAGGAAACCUUGGCUUUGACCACUUCUCGUGUUGUCAUCUUUGGCUUCGCUCACCACCCGGGCUUACCAGAUGGAACUCUUCUGUAAAGCAGCUUGGCCCCUCCAGCCAGUCCCAUUCGGGAAAGAUGAAACCGGAGGCCGGGCUCGCGGUGGUGGUGGAAUUCUUGGAUGACUUAGCCCUGGGACCGGCACAGGGACCUGUGACUUGUGUUCGUCGGGGGCCGGUGUUACUUCCAGUUUUGAUCCAGGCCCUUUCACUGUAAAAUUAUUUAUUGGAUUCCUUUGGAGUAAUGGGAACAUUCUAAUGUUUUAUGUAGGAAAAUGCCUUGCCAUUCUAGUUGAAUAUGUUCAAGGAAAUUAUUUUUGUUGUUGUUCUGUGUUCUCGAGUUUCAGGAGUUAAAUCAUUCUUCCACCCAGAUAAAACAUUUUCUCUUUUAGGAGGUGAAUAUUCUCUCUAGGCAGUUAUUUUUGUUUGUAUUUCGACUGUAUCAAGCAUAGGCCCUGAACAUGACCUGUUAGCCAUAUCCUGACGUGUAAAAUUAUCUAAAAACUCAGACACUCUUCCAUUCUAAUCUAACUGCAAGAUUUCUAACAGUGGGCACCGUGUGCCUGCCCUCAGGUUAUUUUCCAGUGGCAGUCAAAUGUGCUCAUAUACCCUAUGGAGAGCACUGUUUUAGCAGAAAUCUAAUUUCUCUUCCUGGAGGAAUUUGUUCUCAUUUCUUUUGCCACUUAAAAUUAACUGUGGGCUACUCAGCCAGGGACAGUGGGAGCCUCAGGAAGGUCAGAGGCAACCUCCUCCCCUGUUCUGUCAAUAGAAACCCAAUGUUGAGGCAAUUCCUAAACAGAUGCACCUCACAGCUUGCUGUAUGUGUUUAUUCUUUAUUGCUUUCAGCUUUGGGGCUGUAACAGGUACAAAUAUUUGGUUUCCCUAUGAUUUAUAGAGAAGAAGAAACCCAGCUCUCUAUCAGAGCACUGCAAGAGAAGAGUCUUACACCUGCCCUCAGUGGGAGAUGAGAAUGGUCAUUAUGACUUAGAGAAUGCUACACAUGUAGGUUGCUGUUGUGUCCUGAAUCCACAGGCAUAAAGCACUCCCCAUUUUUCCUACUGUAACGCAGAUUCUCCGGCUCAAGGUCUAGAAUAUUUGAUCCUAAGAUCAAGACAUUAUGCCCUUCGAAUAGUACUGCUCUUUGGUUUCAGGAGUCACAUGAACACACAACUCUCCUAUAUUCCUUCCGGAACCUCAGGAUUGAGCAAGGUCUUUGUAAUUUUUUUGGUUCACAUUAUUGACCUGGGAGCAAGGUGCUAAUUCUGUGGUCAGUAUUCAACGUUUUUUUCAGUGGAGCUUCUUCUUUGGGCCAUAUUUGCCUUCCAGUACAUUCCUGCAAUAUGUAGUGGUGAUUUUCCUUAACUUCCUCCUACUACCUCUUAUACUCAUCUCCCAAAAUUAUUUGCCUCCCUUAAAUAAGUUUUCCUAGAGGGUAAGCUGGUCAGGCAAUUUUAAAAAUAUUAGAUCCCAAGAAAUCUAUUCCAUUUGCAUUGGACUUCUCCGAUUCCAUGUGUUUGCAGCAGGACUACAUCGAACUCUGAUGUGACGGAUUGUGGCAUGUCUGCAUGUCUCAUCCAUCUAUUGUUUUUGGUAACUCAGUUUGGAAUUUCAGUGUCUGUCUUCCCUGGGUUGACAUUGGAAUCAGCCUCUCCUUUGAGCUUAUUUUAACUCUUGAGCAACAUAACAUAGAUUUAAUGUGAACAGUUUAUACCAAAGGACAGCCUGUGCCUAUUUACGGAUCCUCUCUGACUUUGUACUUGAAGAGUGCAUUUUACAUUUCCAGUGCUUUCACAAACAGGAACCCCAACCUUACGAUGGAGAAUUAAGCUUGCUUGUAUUUCCACUUUAUGGAUGAGGAAAUAUGAGAGGUGGAGUAACUUCCUGGGUCCCCACUGAGAUUUAGUGACAGAUCCCAAACAAGAACUUCAUCUCUGACUCUAGGUCUAGUCCUCUUCCCGCUGUCUCUUGCCAGCUCCAGCCCUGACACUGUGGGUGUCUCCCCUGAGAGCAGAUACAUUUCAAUUGUCCAGGCCAAAAGAGGGGCGAGGCGGCAUAAACACCCAAAUUAGGUGGAGGAUCCAAAGGUCAUUUUCAUUUGGCUGUGGAAUAUGUUUUUUGUACUUCAGUCAGCUAGGGGUGUGUUCACUGUUUUUGGAAAUUCACAGCGCUUGAGCCUCCAUAAUGAAGCCGGGCUGCAGAGCACCUGGCACGUGCUCCAGGCUCCCAGCUCCCAGCCUAGGACCUCUCCCUGCCCUCCACUCUGGUUGGUUUGUGGUUCCCUCGACCGAGGGUUUCUAGAAUCAGGGACCUUGUCUAAGUUUUGUUUGCCCAGAGCCCAACAAAGUGUGUGAUACACAUUGGGAGUUGAGGAGAUCACAAAAGGGAUGAAAACACCUUUAGAAAAAAUUUCAUUGGUGGGGCGCGGUGGCUUAUGCCUGUAAUCCCAGCACUUUGGGAGGCUGAGGCGGGUGGAUCACCUGAAGGCAGGAGUUCAGACCAGCCUGACCAAUACGGUGAAACCCCAUCUAUACUAAAAAUACAAAAAUUAGCCGGGUGCGGGGGCGUGUGCUUGUAGUCGUGAGACUGUCUCAAAAAUAAAGAAAAAAAUGUUAUCAAUAAGUGAGUGUUUUCGGCUCAAGGGAAUUGAGUCAUACGGCGCAUCUCCCCCAGUUCUGCAUCUUAUUUGCUGCGCUUGCUGGAGUUGUAAAGAUUGGUCCUAACAGGGAAAGAAACACACAAGAGACUGUGAAAAGGGCUCUGAGACAAGCAAGGACAAAAGAGGGAGGGAAAUACCUUCCACAGGGCCUGGGAUCUGGCAAUGCUAGAGCUUUUUUUUUUUUUUUUUUAAGAGAUGGAGUCUUGCUCUGUAGCCCAGGCUGGAGUGCAAUGGCGUGAUCUCAGCUCACUGCAACCUCUGCCUCCUGGGUUCAAGCAAUUCUCCUGCCUCAGCCUCUUGAGUAGCUGGGAUCACAGGCGUACACCACCACACCCAGCUAAGUUUUUGUACUUUCAGUAGAGACGGGGUUUCACCAUGUUGACCAGGCUGGUCACGGACUCCUGACCUCAGAUGAUCUGCCCGCCUCAGCCUCUGAAAGUGCUGGGAUUACAGGCGUGAGCCACUGCGCCCGGCGUGGAGCUGCUCUUGAUGGGUGAGCUCCACAGCUUUUGCAGAAGCAGAGGGUAUGACUUGAGAGCAGUGCUGUCACCCCUCAGCAUGUCCCCAAGCCCAACUGGGGCCUCCUGGAGAUGCCUCAGUCGGCGUUGGCCCCAAGGGAAUCGUGGGGAACAGUUGCACAAUUUGCAAGUUUCUGAGUGCAGCUUUUCCCAUCCUUGGGAUCUGCAGAUAAGUUGUAAACGUGGGGAGGUACUGCUUAUUGGACAUACUUUUCAUAGAUAGGACAGAAUUCUUUUGGGACUCUAGAGUUGGGAACUACCACUUCCUAGCGGCGUGGCUGAGGCAGUCUUCCUCCUCUGUGGCUCAGGCCCUUCAUCUGUGAAAUGGGGUCACAGCAUCUGCCUCUCAGGGUGGCUGUGAGGUGUCGAUCUGAGCAAGGCCUGAGGCUUGGCAAGAAGUCAAUGUCUGCAACUCAGCGGGGAGCAAUGGCAGGAGCAGUCAGGGGUGGGGUCGGCUCGGAUAGGGGUGGGUGGGCUCCUGAGCUUGGAAGAGUAGGAAUUGCAGAGCUCUUGUUACUAUUGUUACUGUUUUUAAAGAGAACUCAUGCUAAAGAUACGAUAUUUCAGAUAAUUCAGGAGCACGUAAGGAUGAAACUUAGGAUAACCUAAAAUCACACAACCUAGAGAUAAAUGCGUUUUUGUCUUCCCCCAUUUUCUAGGCAAAAAUGAAAGCACUUUGUCCUCUUGAAAAACAAUUCUCUAAUGAAUAUCCUAUGUUACAUAGAGGCCUAUGUAAUGCAUUUGCGUGGCCACAUGGUGUCAAUUUCAUGGAUAUACAAUAAUAUUAUUAAUUCCCUGCUGAGGACAUUAACUGGUUUCCAAGGCUGCUUGUUGUUUUUGCUACUACAAAUAAUGCAUUGAUGAUAAAUACUUUUACAUACAUGGUUGUAUGUUUAUCUGAACUAUUUUCACCAGUAUAUUCACCUAGUGUGUAUGGGAGUUUCCAUUUUUGUCAUACCCCUGAUAACCCUGUGAUAUUAUUUUUAAACAUUUUGCUAAUGGAUCUCAGUGUUCUCGUUUGAAUGUAUUUAAUUUCUAGCAGAAUGAGCCCCAUUCCUUGUUUUGAUUGGCCACUUAUCGUGUACAUAUGGUGAAAUGCCUAUUCGUGACUUAGCCAAUGUUGUUUCUUUUUCUUACUGAUUACUACAGUACAUUUUUAAAUGAAA
Symphalangus syndactylus (siamang) is the source of this 5290-nucleotide messenger RNA. It is a transcript of the gene SPRING1, whose product is annotated as SREBF pathway regulator in golgi 1. Gene Ontology annotation, biological process: positive regulation of SREBP signaling pathway. The record is from RefSeq and is a predicted model, not a curated record. Lineage: Eukaryota; Metazoa; Chordata; Mammalia; Primates; Hylobatidae.